GCCGAGCAAACGGCGUGAACUUAGAGACCAUAAAUGAUGAGUACGCCUGAGACACUAGUCACCAGCUGAGUCUAAAGUGAAGAUUAGCCUCAGGAUCAAAGAUUGGGACCAAAGUCCUUUUCAAAUGGCCAAAGACUCGAUAUAAACAAAAACUUGGCACAAUGUGGAAUUGGAACCAGUUUGAUAACAUUUGGACCAACUUUAACAACCUCUCGAGCACACCGCUGGUCAACAACUACCGGUGCUUCUCAGUCUCGUUUGCCGGAAAGGAAUCCAUGGAAAAUGGGAACAAGAUCCUGUUACCUCAAUCGGCGCUGAACGAGCUGGCGAGUAGGAAUAUAUCGUGGCCAAUGAUGUUUGAGAUCAAGAAUCCAAAGAAUGGGAAAAUUACACACGGAGGUGUGCUCGAGUUUAUAUCGGAAGAAGGAUGCUGCAAUAUUCCAUACUGGGUCAUGCAAAACCUUGGUUUGAACGAAGGGCAAGUGGUGACGAUUCGAAACGUCUCACUUCCAAAGGCUCUCUGGGUAAAACUAAAGCCUCUCACCGAGGAUUACUGGGAGAUAUCAAACCCUAGAGCAAUUCUUGAAACAUCACUGAGGAACUUUGCAACACUCACAGCAGGGGACAUUAUUCCGAUACACUACAUCAACAAGGUUUAUAAUAUAGAGAUUGUUGAACUAAAGCCCGGGUUUGCAUGCUCUAUUAUCGAGACAGAUAUGGAAGUUGAGUUUGAAAGCCUUCCAGUGGAACCAGCCAAGGCAGAAAGUACGCAAGAUAAACGACCAUGCAGUGUUCAACUGCCCAUGGGUAGCAGGAUUGAUGGUAAAACACCGAAAAUUGCCAAACAAAAGACUCAAGAACAGAAUGUUACUCCGUGGAAUAAUAAACUACCAUUUGGAAUACGGACCACCUGUGAGGACUUUGAGAGGCUGGUGAGACAGGGCCGGAUCCCUGCGGUCAAGAGGGGAUGAGAAUCUUGUGGAAUCUCGUCGGCACACACUGGGAGCCUUCCCUCCAAAUCUGUUGGGCAGCCGCGUCUGU
Messenger RNA from Theileria equi strain WA, 1041 nucleotides. Its product is annotated as ubiquitin fusion degradation protein, putative. Gene Ontology annotation, cellular component: VCP-NPL4-UFD1 AAA ATPase complex. Lineage: Eukaryota; Apicomplexa; Aconoidasida; Piroplasmida; Theileriidae. Bases 162 to 971 code for a protein of 269 amino acids. Gene Ontology annotation, molecular function: polyubiquitin modification-dependent protein binding. The transcript is spliced from 6 exons. The record is from RefSeq and is a predicted model, not a curated record.